Budorcas taxicolor (takin) is the source of this 2010-nucleotide messenger RNA. RefSeq names its product solute carrier family 24 member 2 (gene SLC24A2). The record is from RefSeq and is a predicted model, not a curated record. Lineage: Eukaryota; Metazoa; Chordata; Mammalia; Artiodactyla; Bovidae. Gene Ontology annotation, molecular function: calcium, potassium:sodium antiporter activity; calcium channel activity. Gene Ontology annotation, biological process: calcium ion transmembrane transport; intracellular calcium ion homeostasis; long-term synaptic potentiation. Gene Ontology annotation, cellular component: membrane. The transcript is spliced from 10 exons. The coding region runs from base 1 to 2010 and encodes 669 amino acids.
AUGAGAAGACCCAGGAUGGAUCUGCACCAAAGCGCCACCAUCUCUUUCCUUGAGAAAUGGUAUCCAGAUAAGUCACCGUCUGGCUGCAGGAGACAUUAUAAUGUCAGGAAAAAACUGAAGUUGAUUCGAAUCCUAGGCCUUUUCAUGGGCCUGGUAGCCAUUAGCACUGUCCCGUUUUCAAUCAGUGCCUUUUCUGAGACCGAGACACAGAGCACAGGAGAGGCCAGGGGUGCAAGUGGCCCCGGGGCAGCACACGGAUACCACGAAAGAACUCUCUUAGAUUUAAAUGACAAGAUUCGAGAUUAUACGCCACAGCCAGCUCUUUCUCAGGAAGGCAUGUCUGAGAAUAGUACAGAUCAUGCCCAAGGAGACUACCCCAGAGACAUCUUUUCCCUCGAGCAACGAAGAAAAGGCGCCAUCAUUCUCCACGUCAUUGGGAUGAUCUACAUGUUCAUAGCCUUAGCCAUUGUCUGUGAUGAGUUCUUUGUUCCCUCGUUGACUGUCAUCACCGAAAAACUGGGCAUCUCUGAUGAUGUGGCUGGGGCCACCUUUAUGGCUGCCGGGGGCUCGGCGCCAGAGCUUUUCACGUCUCUCAUAGGGGUGUUUAUUGCUCACAGCAACGUUGGCAUUGGCACGAUCGUGGGCUCAGCGGUGUUCAAUAUCCUCUUUGUCAUUGGCAUGUGUGCUCUGUUUUCCAGAGAAAUCUUAAACCUGACAUGGUGGCCGCUCUUUCGGGAUGUGUCCUUCUACAUCAUUGACUUAAUCAUGCUGAUCAUAUUUUUCCUGGAUAACUUUAUCAUGUGGUGGGAGAGCUUGCUUCUCUUGACAGCUUACUGUGGCUAUGUGGUUUUCAUGAAAUUCAACGUCCAAGUAGAAAGAUGGGUGAAGCAAAUGAUAAAUCGCAACAAAGUCGUCAAGGUGACAGCGCCAGAGGCCCAACCAAAGUCCUCUACAACCAGGGACAAGGAUGAACAGACUCUACCGGUGAAGCCACGUCUGCAGCGGGGCGGAAGUUCCGCCUCCCUCCACAACAGUCUCAUGAGGAACAGCAUCUUCCAGCUCAUGAUACACACCCUUGACCCACUCGCUGAAGAACUUGGAUCAUAUGGAAAACUAAAAUAUUAUGACACAAUGACUGAAGAAGGGAGGUUCAGAGAAAAGGCUUCAAUUCUCCACAAGAUUGCCAAGAAGAAAUGUCAGGUGGAUGAGAACGAGAGGCAGAACGGGGCUGCCAAUCACGUGGAAAAAAUCGAGCUCCCAAACAGCACCAGCACAGAAGUGGAGAUGACACCCUCCAGUGAUGCUUCGGAACCAGUACAAAAUGGAAAUCUCUCCCACAGCAUCGAAGCUGCAGACGCCCAGACCACAGAGGCAGGUGAAGAUGAAGACGACCAGCCUCUCAGCCUGGCCUGGCCUUCUGAUCCACGCAAACAAGUCACAUUCCUAAUUGUUCUCCCCAUAGUGUUUCCUCUCUGGAUUACCUUACCUGAUGUUCGGAAACCUUCAUCAAGGAAGUUUUUUCCCAUCACGUUUUUCGGCUCCAUCUCCUGGAUCGCCGUCUUCUCUUACUUGAUGGUCUGGUGGGCACAUCAGGUUGGAGAGACAAUUGGCAUUAGUGAAGAGAUCAUGGGUCUGACCAUCUUGGCCGCUGGGACUUCAAUCCCUGACCUGAUCACCAGCGUCAUAGUGGCCCGGAAGGGACUUGGGGACAUGGCCGUGUCCAGCUCUGUUGGAAGCAACAUUUUUGACAUCACCGUAGGGCUCCCGCUGCCCUGGCUCCUCUACACGGUCAUCCACAGGUUCCAGCCCGUGACCGUCAGCAGCAACGGGCUCUUCUGCGCCAUCGUCCUCCUCUUCAUCAUGCUGCUCUUCGUCAUCCUCUCCAUCGCCCUCUGCAAAUGGCGGAUGAACAAAGUGCUGGGCUUCAUCAUGUUCGGCCUCUACUUUGUGUUCCUGGUGGUCAGCGUCCUCCUGGAAGACAGAAUCCUCGUGUGCCCUGUCUCCAUCUAG